Molecule: messenger RNA, 777 nt
Organism: Panicum virgatum (switchgrass)
Lineage: Eukaryota; Viridiplantae; Streptophyta; Magnoliopsida; Poales; Poaceae
Exons: 1
Coding region: 1-777 (258 amino acids)
Source: RefSeq, a predicted model, not a curated record
AUGCCAUCCUGCAAGCGCAGCAUCAAGCUGCACAAUCGCGAUGUCAUCUCGGUGUUCAGGCACCCGGUUGAGCCCCUUCACUGGUCGGAGAUCCCGAUCACGUUCGACCGGCGCGACCACUGGGUGCACCUACCCAGGCCGAGUGCUUACCCCCUCGUGGGGAACCCAGUGAUCCGCCAGAUCCGUCUGGCCAGGGUGCUCAUCAACGGAGGCAACGCGCUCAACAUCAUCUUCGCCAAGACCCUGGAGGACAUGGGCUUUGACAUGACCAAGCUGGUUCCUUCAGACCAGGCCUUCUACGGCAUCAUCCCGGGUGUCGAUUCGACUCCGGUCGGCAAGGUCACCCUCCUGGUCACUUUCGGCACCCGGGACAACUACCGCACGGAGUCCAUCAUCUUCGAGGUGGCGCCGUUCGAGACCUCCUACCACGCCAUACUUGGGAGACCAGCUCUUGCCAAGUUCAUGGCGAUCCCGAUCCACACGUAUCUUCUCCUGAAGAUGCCAGCUCCGAACGGAGUCCUCUCCAUCCGCGGCAACAUCCAAACGUCCCACUCCUGUGAGACGGAGAACAUCAACACUGCGGAAGCCAUGGAGAGAAGCAACAACCAAGCCUAUGUCGCCCAGGCAGCAAAGGCCCUCAUGAUGGAUCAGCUCCAGAAACCCUCCAACGACUUAGGAUCCCAGCUGCACCCUGAUAGCCAGACGAAGACGAUCGUCCUCAGCGACAACCACCCCGACAAGACCGCCUUGAUCGGGGCCGACCUCGACUCCACAUAG